AUGGCUGAAUAUAAUGUAACCAGCGACUCCAAUGUUUCUGGGAAUGACUCUUGCAGUUUUAUAGAAAUGCCCUAUUUAACCUACCUCUACUGUGUGGUGUUCAUCGGAGGACUACUGGGCGUCAUCUCCAUUUUAUUUCUACUGGUAAAAAUGAACACCAGGUCUGUGACUACAACAGCUGUUGUUAAUCUGGUGGUGGUUCACAGUCUUUUUCUCCUGACGGUACCUUUUCGCUUGAUCUACCUCAUCAAGCGAACCUGGAUGUUUGGUCUUCCCUUAUGCAAGUUUGUGAGUUCCAUGCUGCACAUCCAUAUGCACCUUACGUUCCUGUUCUACGUGGUGAUCCUAGUCAUCAGGUAUCUCAUCUUCUUCAAGCGCAAAGACAAAGUUGAAUUCUACAGAAAACUUCACGCUGUGGCUGCCAGUAUCAGCAUGUGGCUGUUGGUAGUUGUCAUUGUGGUACCCCUGGUUGUGUCUCAAUAUGGGUCUAAGGAGAAUUACAAUGAAAAACUCUGUUUUACAUUCCACAAAGAACUUUCCCGUGGGCCUGUGCAAAUUAUUAACUACAUAAUAAUUGUUAUUGUCAUAGCCAUUGUGGUAAUUCUCUUGGUCUUCCAGGUCUUCAUAAUUACGUCAAUGAUGCGAAAGAUUCACCACUCCUUGCUAUCCCACCAGGAGUUCUGGGCCCAGUUGAAAAACCUAUUUUUCAUAGGUGUCAUCCUUAUUUGCUUUCUUCCCUAUCAGUUCUUUCGGAUCUAUUACUUGCAAGUUGUGACACACUCAAGUAAAUGUGACACGAAUGCAGUAACUUACAAUGAAAUCUUCUUGAGCAUAACAGCAAUUAGCUGCUUUGAUUUACUGCUCUUUGUUUUGGGGGGAAGUCAUUGGUUUAAACAAAAGAUAAUUAACCUGUGGAAUUGCCUUUUGUGCAAAUAG
This is a messenger RNA of Elephantulus edwardii (Cape elephant shrew), 936 nucleotides long. Its product is annotated as probable G-protein coupled receptor 141-like. Gene Ontology annotation, molecular function: G protein-coupled receptor activity; oxysterol binding. Gene Ontology annotation, biological process: G protein-coupled receptor signaling pathway. Gene Ontology annotation, cellular component: membrane. The transcript has a single exon. Lineage: Eukaryota; Metazoa; Chordata; Mammalia; Macroscelidea; Macroscelididae. The record is from RefSeq and is a predicted model, not a curated record. The coding region runs from base 1 to 936 and encodes 311 amino acids.